Messenger RNA from Candidozyma haemuli, 2106 nucleotides. RefSeq lists its product as uncharacterized. Lineage: Eukaryota; Fungi; Ascomycota; Pichiomycetes; Serinales; Metschnikowiaceae. The record is from RefSeq and is a predicted model, not a curated record. The transcript has a single exon. Bases 1 to 2106 code for a protein of 701 amino acids.
AUGGCCUGGACGGCAGCUUCCAUAUUAAGAAUCCGCUGUCGACUACGACCAUCUUUUGCAGGCAUAAGGUUUGCUUCGAGCUACCUGCGCUUGGCAGAUCGGGCUCAUCGGCAGUUAUACAACUCUUUACAGACCGAGAUGAAGAGGUAUAGGAAUGGGAAGGCUCUUAAGGUCAAGCCUAGUUUACCACAAUUCUUUGUGUGGCUUCAGAAGUACGGUAAUAACGAGACAGUGACUUUGGGAGAGGCACAUAUUCCUGCUCCAUUUUCCAAGGAAUCAGUGCUAGAGGUGGGCCUAUUCCACCUUCUUAUUGGCCUUAAGGGCCUGCCAGAUUUAGACUGGCAAUGGGAAACCCAGAUCGAGCAUCUUGAUCUUAUUCAAAAGCGAAUGGGUUCGAAUAAAAAGUUUGCAAGUGUCCUGGACUCGUCUCUAGCUGAUGCUAAGCAUAUCUUGUUGCAAGAGUCAAACAUUCUGCAUGUCUCAGGAUCCCAAUUAGCAGUCAUCGAGAAAUCACUAGCUAUAGUUUGUGCUGCUUGUCCCCAAGUCUAUAAAGACACAUCCCUCACGCUCAUUACAUGGCUACGAAGCCUUUUUGCAUCUUCUGUUACUGACGCUGAGCGUCACCUUCGUGAAGCAACCUAUAUUCCACCUUGUAUUUAUUCAGACAUUCUUCUACGAACCUCAAUGUCUCGGAAAGAGCUCCAUGAUCAACUAAGUCUUUGGCAUGACUCAAUCGCAUUAAUUGGACGCCACUACAACAAGAAGUCAUCCCACAUAACAACUAUCAUGACUAACCUCAGUUAUUACUGCGUGCAUUACGACCAUUCAUGUCUUUACGACUUCACCAAGCAUAAUCUCAAGUACUUCACAUCGAAGAACUCUGGUUUUAAUUUCAAGCUAUUUGACCCAGCACAAAUCAAUAAGCUACUUUGGACCUUGUCUGUGAUCCUCAUACACACCCAGCAGCCAUCUAACCAAACAGCAAUGGCAGUAAUAAGGUCUCAAGAACUUCUAGUGAAGUACCUUACACAUGGAAAACUCUCACAAGUUGGGUUUAUGGCGGUGAUAAUAGCUCUUCGCUACGUCUCUGAUGAAAAAGCACAGAAACUAUUUAAGUAUGCUAAAUCUCAGUUUCCCGAUGUAUCUGUUGAGGCAUAUAUGGCGGAGGUUUAUCUUUCCAACUCACCAGAACAACUAUUGCAUAGCUUUAAUGUUGCCAUGUCGGACUAUGAGUCUUCUGCCACAUUGUGGCUUGCAUUCGUGACUAAGCUCACUGAACUCGGUCUUUUAUCAGAGCAAAGGUCGCUUAAAGUGUUGGAUCAGCUUCUCCCUAGAUCCAAGGACCUUAUCAUUUCUAAGCAGAUAAUCCUCACACUCCUUCACCCAAUAAGAACGAUCCAAGCAAUGGAAGAGUUCAUUUCAAAGCUUGAAAGCGCUAACAUGUUCCAGCCAUUCAAAGGCAUUGUUCACAAUCGGUACCUUCAGAUAUUGUAUCAAAACAGUGAUACUAUACCAGCGUCAAGACCGUACCUUGAGACAGUUUGCAAUUCGCAAUCAGCUGUGGAAUGUGCUCGGCAGUUAUACUCUUGCAUUGACAGAAAAACAGUUAAUAAUAUUGGAGUGAUGCUUGCAGGUGAAAGCACUCAACGUGCUGAGGACCUAUACAACUUGUACCAGCAAGAAUUAGGUACAACACCGCCUGACGAGAACUGCCUCGUUGCACUUCUCAGAGCAGCGUCAUGGAAUUCUACUGAAGAGCAUCGGCUUCGUUGGAAUAACCUCCAUGCGACCCAAGUGGCCGUUUACGAGUUUAAAUUGAAUGUAAGUGAAGCUUUCAAUGAUUCCAAAAUCAUGCCUUCCAACAAGACCUGGCAGCUCUAUAUCACUCUUCUCAAAGACUGUGACUACACAUCCGAGCUCUCAGAGAUCCUUCGUUGGUGGGAACAGUUGCAUUUCGUGCCUUCCAGAGACACUUUAUUGACGUUACUUCAAGCAUUACCGCUUCCGUUUGCCCAGCGUCACAUCAAGCACUGGAAGAGUGUGCCUGACUCAGCAUCUAGUCUUCAAGACUGGCCCUGGCCAAACGAAGAAGAAUUACAGAAUUAG